Molecule: messenger RNA, 1542 nt
Organism: Symbiodinium natans
Lineage: Eukaryota; Dinophyceae; Suessiales; Symbiodiniaceae
Source: the annotation of a GenBank genome assembly
AUGCCCAUGGUACUAGCCUUUGUGGUGCUCGUCUUGCAAGCGUUCCUGUCGGCAGGCCAUUAUCCAGGUCAUUCUUAUUAUCGAGGCCUUUCAUCCAUUCCUCGUGAAUGCCAGGGCCGCUUCCCUCAGCUGACGAACUAUACAUAUGAUGGAUCCGAGCUGACGGUGAUCACCGUGUAUCCGUGGAAUUUCAAUCAGGUGGAGGCUGCAAACUUGUCCGGCGAAAUCCAUACGGCCUUUCAGGGGGACUUGCUCAUGAACCCCAAUGACUAUGGACAACUGGUGCAUCUCGAUUUCCAUGGCUCCUUGGACUUCGAGGCCAUAUGCUCCUUUCCAAGCAGCGGAGGCAAGCGGAGCUUCGAAUGCACCUCCGAAAACAUGUCGUACAUUAUGGAGUUCAGAAUCCGCGACUUCCAGCCGAAACGUUGUGUUGCGCGGAGCCUGGAGAUUGUGGGCGUGAGGGGUACCCCCGACAACAACAUGAGCGUCCAGGACGCCUUGGUGAACUACCCGUCCCCGGUGCUGUCGUUCCCUCGCAAGCGAAGCUCCUUGGCUUGCCUGGCCAAUGCAGUGAGCGGCUCCGAGGGCUCCAACGGAUCCAACGGCUAUCACAACUACCACCCUUCGGGGCCUUCCUCUCCCAAGAGCUAUGGCUAUGACAUCUAUGACCGCUACGGCCGCAAGCGCUAUGGCAAUUGGAAGAAGUGGAACAAGAAUUGGUGGCGCGCGAGCGGACGCGGGAACCUCGUGGAGGAGGCUUCAGAUGUCUCUACGAAUGUCUCUACGUGCGGCACUCCUCGGCUGAAUGGCGUAAUCCUUGAGAUUGUCGGAACAGUGGCUGCAAUUGACGGUCCGGUCAACGUGGCGGGAAAAGCGACCUUUCUUCAGUUCGAUGAACUGGGGCAACUCAGUUCAUCAGGCAAGUUCGUUCAGGCCAAGAUGGAGCUGUCCCAAAUCGGCCGGACCAGGCUCGCACAACGGCAGCUCUUCAUGUGUGUCCUUCGCGAGCAAGAAUCGGAAGGGUCCAUGCUGUGCAACAACCAGUUCCUGAACCUCCUUGGCGGUGCAGUCUUCAUAGGCGUUACACCAGCAAAUGCUUGUGUGCCAGCGAAGUUGCAGUUCUUUGCGCAGUACAGGUUUCUCCAGGAGACUACCUAUGGCCCUGCUUAUGGUGAAUCACUGGACUUUCCUGGCCUGACAGACUGCAAUGGUGGCUUUCCAAAGGUUUUAAAUGUGGAGUGCAACUUCACCGCAGAUGGAGGAACAGAAUUGGGUUACCUCGUCACCCAGGAGUUCCUGAGGCUUGAAUUCCAAGGUGACUUCAAUGGAACGGCCUCAGAGAACGGGCGUUUUGUCAGGACAAGCUCCUACGCAAACGAGUCAACUUAUUGCGCUUGGGAGCGUGGCAACACCCUCAGCUGUAUCUUCGGACAGACCUGCAUUGUCUUACGCGGCAGCGUCGCUGCGGACUCGCAGUGCAGCGCUGUGGAGUACCUGGGGCCAUUUGCGCUUACUUUACUUUUUCACAAGCUGUACUCAUAG